Molecule: messenger RNA, 1524 nt
Organism: Perca flavescens (yellow perch)
Lineage: Eukaryota; Metazoa; Chordata; Actinopteri; Perciformes; Percidae
Product: extracellular calcium-sensing receptor
Exons: 4
Coding region: 1-1524 (507 amino acids)
Biological process (GO): G protein-coupled receptor signaling pathway
Cellular component (GO): plasma membrane
Molecular function (GO): G protein-coupled receptor activity
Source: RefSeq, a predicted model, not a curated record
AUGGCCUUUGCUAUUGAUGAGAUCAACAAGAACUCCAACCUGCUACCUAAUGUGACUCUGGGAUACAGUCUUUAUGAUAACUGCGGGGCACUUGCUGUUGGAUUCAGUGGUUCAUUAUCAUUAGCGAGUGGUCGAGAGGAGCAGUUUCUGCUUGAGGAGAACUGUUUAGGGACCCCUCCAGUCCUUGGGAUUGUGGGUGAUUCUGCCUCAACAUAUACUAUUGCCAUCUCCAAUGUGCUAGGUUUAUACAGAAUGCCCAUUCUUGUAAAUUAUUUGCAAAAAGUCAACUUCAUGACACCGUUUGGUGAUCAAGUGUCAUUUGAUGAGAAUGGUGAUGUCUUACCAAUAUAUGAUAUCAUGAAUUGGCUGUGGCUCCCUGAUGGAAGAACUAAAGUUCAGAAUGUGGGUGCAGUUAAAGGGUCAGCCAAUGGAGAAGAACUCACAAUUGAUGAAGACAAUAUCUUCUGGAACUUUGAAUCCAAACAGCCACCCCAGUCUGUUUGCAGCGAGAGCUGUCCUCCAGGUACCCGCAUGGCCAGAAAGAAGGGGAAACCAGAGUGCUGUUUCGACUGCAUCCCUUGUUCUGAGGGAAAGAUCAGCAAUAAGACCGACUCCAUGGAGUGCACCAGUUGUCCAGAGGACUUCUGGUCCAGCCCCCAGGGUGACCACUGUAUUCCUAAGAAAAUAGAGUUCCUCUCCUAUCAAGAGCCUCUGGGUAUCUGCUUGACAACCACCUCGUUGCUGGGCACAUUUAUCUGUGCUGUUGUCCUGGUAAUAUUCAUCUAUCAUCGCAAUACACCCAUGGUACGCGCUAACAAUUCAGAACUCAGUUUCCUAAUCUUAGCAUCACUUAAGCUAUGUUUCCUGUGUUCACUGCUAUUUAUCGGUCGUCCCAGGCUGUGGACUUGCCAGCUAAGACAUGCAGCAUUUGGGAUCAGCUUUGUACUUUGUGUCUCAUGCAUCCUAGUAAAAACCAUUGUGGUUUUGGCUGUGUUCAAGGCCUCCAAGCCAGGGGGAGGAGCCAGUCUCAAGUGGUUUGGUGCUGUUCAGCAGAGAGGGACAGUUCUGGUUCUUACUUCUAUUCAGGCAGCAAUCUGCACUGCCUGGCUUGUUUCUUCUUCACCAGUGCCUUAUAAAAACACUAAAUACCACAAUGACAAAAUAGUGUAUGAAUGUGUAGUCGGGUCCACAGUUGGUUUUGCAGUGUUACUGGGCUAUAUUGGCUUACUGGCUAUUCUCAGCUUCCUGUUAGCAUUUCUGGCAAGGAAUCUUCCAGACAACUUCAAUGAGGCCAAGCUGAUCACUUUCAGCAUGUUGAUCUUCUGUGCCGUGUGGGUGGCUUUUGUCCCUGCCUAUGUCAACUCUCCAGGCAAAUAUGCAGAUGCAGUGGAGGUAUUUGCUAUCCUGGCCUCCAGUUUUGGCCUCUUGGUGGCACUCUUUGGACCCAAAUGUUACAUAAUAGUGCUCAAACCAGAGAGGAACACAAAAAAAGCAAUCAUGGGUCGAGGCACCACCAAGUCAUAA